Molecule: messenger RNA, 1107 nt
Organism: Microthlaspi erraticum
Lineage: Eukaryota; Viridiplantae; Streptophyta; Magnoliopsida; Brassicales; Brassicaceae
Source: the annotation of a GenBank genome assembly
AUGGAUCGUGUGCUCUUCCUCCUCCUCAUAGCAGCCGCUUCACUGGUCGCCAUCUCCGGCGAGGUGAUCGUCGUCGACAGUCUCGACAAUCCGAUCAGGCAAGUCGUCCGGGAGGAGAACGAUGAACAGCUCCUCAACGCAGAGCUCCACUUCUCUCUGUUCAAAUCCAAGUACGAGAAGACUUACGCGACUCAGGAGGAGCAAGAUCAUCGCUUCCGCGUCUUCAAGGCCAACCUAAGGCGAGCUAGGCGUCACCAGCUUCUGGAUCCGUCGGCCGUCCACGGCGUCACGCAGUUCUCAGAUCUUACUCCCAAGGAAUUCCGCCGCAACUAUCUAGGCCUGAAAAAGCGGUUCCGUCUUCCCACCGACACUCAGACGGCGCCGAUCCUUCCGACUACCGACCUCCCGACGGAAUUCGAUUGGCGUGAACAAGGCGCCGUCACUCCCGUUAAAAAUCAGGGAAUGUGCGGUUCAUGCUGGUCGUUUAGCGCAGCAGGAGCUCUUGAAGGAGCACAUUUUCUGGCGACUAAGGAGCUUGUUAGCCUCAGCGAACAGCAGCUCGUAGAUUGCGACCAUGAGUGUGAUCCGGAAGAAGCCAAUUCAUGUGACGCUGGUUGCGGUGGAGGACUAAUGAACAACGCUUUUGAGUACACUCUCAAAGCUGGUGGGCUUAUGAAGGAAGAAGACUAUCCUUACACAGGACGUGACCAUUCCACCUGCAAGUUCGACAAGAGCAAGAUCGCUGCGAGUGUCUCUAACUUCAGCGUUGUCUCUUCGGAUGAAGACCAAAUCGCUGCAAAUCUAGUCGAGCACGGUCCUCUAGCUAUUGCUAUCAACGCAUUGUGGAUGCAAACAUACAUAGGAGGAGUGUCGUGCCCGUACGUAUGUUCAAAGAGCCAAGACCACGGAGUGCUCUUGGUUGGGUUUGGAUCAUCGGGUUAUGCACCAAUCCGUCUCAAGGAGAAGCCUUAUUGGAUCAUAAAGAACUCAUGGGGAAAAAUGUGGGGUGAGCACGGUUACUACAAAAUCUGCAGAGGACGUCACAACAUUUGUGGUAUGGACACAAUGGUAUCUACUGUUGCUGCUGUUCACACUACAACUCAGUAG